Daldinia vernicosa is the source of this 2117-nucleotide messenger RNA. Its product is annotated as mitochondrial carrier domain-containing protein. Gene Ontology annotation, biological process: carnitine transmembrane transport; mitochondrial transport. The transcript is spliced from 3 exons. The record is from RefSeq and is a predicted model, not a curated record. NCBI's taxonomy places the organism in Eukaryota, Fungi, Ascomycota, Sordariomycetes, Xylariales, Hypoxylaceae. Gene Ontology annotation, molecular function: O-acyl-L-carnitine transmembrane transporter activity. Bases 520 to 1566 code for a protein of 348 amino acids. Gene Ontology annotation, cellular component: mitochondrial envelope.
GUUAAGUAGCUCAAUGCAUUGUUGAUAUAUCAUGUAGGUACAAUGUACGCUAUACGCAGGGAACUCCAGGGCUCAAAAGCGGGUACGCAAGGUAAGUACCGGUACCCAGUACUUUGGAUCCCUUUUUGUUCUCUGCCGAGGCACGAGUAAUUGGUUCCAUUCUGACGUUGGCUCGGCUUUCUAUUACCGACUCUGCUUGCUUCUUUUCGAUAAAGCUAAUUCCCUCGUGCGACUAAUAACUGCUUGCCUUUUUUAUUAUUUGUUGUAUAUCCAUCUCUAUUCUCUAUAUCGGACUUCCGCCGCUGCGUCGAGCGUGUAACUUGGGCGCAAAGACGUCGUCGACAUUUUAGAUCUGGGCUUGUAUCGUGUAGGUAAUUCUGCCGAGUGCGUGAAUUUGCGCAAACAGGACAAUUUAAUAAAACACCCCCCCGGACUUAUUCGAGAGGUAAACCGAAUAUAGUCCCCAAGAUAAGCUGGUAGACGGGAUAAAGCGAAAGUGAAUCAAGCGCUGCUGCCACCAUGUCGUCGAACGACGGGAAGCACACCGGCAUCAACGAGAAGCUGCACUCGUCGCUCCCGGCCCAAGUCGCCGACCACCUGCCGCACAUCCCCGAGACUAAACAAGAGCUCAAGACGGAGCUGAAAGCCGACGCGCAAGCCGCCGCGUCCAGCUUCUCGUCGCAGCUGCGGUCCUUUGCUGCCGGCGGUUUCGGCGGUGUAUGCGCCGUCGUCGUUGGCCAUCCGUUCGAUUUGGUUAAGGUGCGCUUGCAGACUGCGGAUAAGGGCGUGUAUUCCUCGGCCAUUGAUGUCGUAAGGAAGAGUGUUGCUAGGGAUGGGUUGAGAAGGGGGUUGUAUGCCGGUGUGAGUGCGCCGUUGGUCGGUGUUACGCCUAUGUUCGCCGUAUCCUUCUGGGGUUACGACCUCGGCAAGCAAAUCGUAACAUCCUUCUCUCCCCCAUCCCCCACCGGCUCCCUAUCCAUCGGCCAGAUCAGCGCCGCGGGCUUCUUCUCCGCCAUUCCAAUGACCGCCAUCACGGCGCCUUUCGAGCGCGUCAAGGUCAUCCUGCAAGUCCAGGGCCAGCGCUUGAAACCCGGCGAAGAGCCCAAGUAUAAAGGCGGUUUGGACGUCGUGCGACAGCUGUACCGCGAAGGCGGCGUGCGCUCCGUCUUCCGCGGCAGCGCGGCCACGCUUGCUCGCGACGGCCCUGGGUCUGCUGCGUACUUCGCCGCAUACGAGUAUAUCAAGCGUCGUCUGACGCCGCGCGAUCCGGCGACUGGAAAACCCAGCGGCGAGUUGAGUUUGAUGGCUAUCACGGCGGCGGGAGGCGCGGCGGGCGUGGCCAUGUGGAUCCCUGUGUUCCCCGUUGAUACUGUCAAGAGCCGGCUGCAGACUGCCGAAGGCAACGUGAGUAUCGGCGGUGUUAUUAGGGAGCUGUACGGCAAAGGCGGUGUGAAGGCGUUCUUCCCGGGUUUUGGGCCGGCGCUCGCGAGGGCGGUGCCGGCUAAUGCGGCGACGUUUUUGGGCGUCGAGUUGGCGCAUCAAGCUAUGCGAAAGGCCUUUGGUUGAGAGGAAUGACAGGUCUUUUUUAUGAUGCAAGGACUCUCUACCUUCGUCGUGGAAGGGUAGUUGAAGGGGAUGGGAUGGGAUGGAUGUCUCAUGGUAUAGUCUAAUUCACGAAGGUGAGCUAGGAGGAGCCAUUGAACCAUAGGGACGAGAAGAAAGUCUUUCGCCGUAGCUCUUGGCAACAGCAGGAGCAUAGCCGAGACGGUUUAGAUGGGAUCUUGUCCUAGAGAAGGGAAGUUAUCCACGUACGAGCAUUAGGAGUAUGGAACCGAACUGCAUAUCUAAGGCGUUUUUGUAUUGGGGGGGGUGGUGGAUCGUCAAUGGAUUUGGUAUUGUCUAGGUCAUGUUAACCUAGACAUGUCGCCCCUAUGGCUAGAAAUAAGAUUUUUCGAAUUUAAGGCGAUGCUAUACCUUAGGUAGUUCUACAUAUAUAUAAAUAUUGCAAAGGGGUCUCGAGUGUGGUGAGCUUACACCUUAUGUAUGCAAGUUACAGCCUCACUUGUUUUGUUGCCGGCUACCCGCAUGGCGUGUUAAACGCCAACCCCGCUCUAUGA